AAAUAGGAAUUUGAAAUUUUUCUUUGAAAUCGACUGUGAAUAAUUGCAACUCUUAAAGUGUAUAUGGACGACUCAUCACGCACUUCGAGACUAGAUCUAAAACAUAUCAAUCUUUAUUGCUUUAUCUUUGAAGAGUGGACUUCAAUUCCGUCAUGGAGUUUGCAUCUUCUUCUUCUUUAUCAUCAUCAUCUUCAUCCUUCUUAACAUCAGAACCCCAUUUCAUACACGAUGUGUUCAUCAACUUUGGUGGAGAAGACAUCGGUAGAAGGUUUGUUUCUCAUCUCCAUUCUGUCCUUUUACAAUCUCAAGUCAAAACUUUUAUUAGCCAGGAGAAUCUGCAUGAUGAGGGAAUGAAGUUGGAAGAGCACAUGAGAGCAAUAGGACACACUAAGAUUACAAUAAUCGUUUUCUCCAAAUCAUACACUGAAUCUGCUUGCUCUCUUCUUGAGCUUGAAAAAAUCAUUGAAUGCCACGAAACAUUUGGCCAAAUAGUUCUGCCCGUAUUUCACGAGAUUGACCCAUUGGAUGUACGUCAUCAGAAGGAUGAUUUUGGAAAAGCUUUGGAAGACACUGCACACAGAAGCUAUUCAGGAGAACAACUGCAACAUGCGCGGUCAAGGUGGAGCAGUGCACUCAAUAGAGUUGCAGGUAUGACUGGUUGGGAUGUCAGACAUUUCGGGCAUGAUGCUGCACUUGUAGACGUAAUUGUUAACCGCGUCAAGACAUUACUGGACUAUAGAGACUUGUUUAUUACCAGCUAUCCUGUUGGAUUAGAGUCCCGCGUGGAAGACGUGAUUAAAUGUAUUGAAAAUCAAUCCACCAAAGUGUGUAUGAUAGGAAUAUGGGGAAUGGGAGGAUCAGGUAAAACAACCCUAGCCAAAGCCAUCUACAAUCGAAUUUAUCGUAAAUUCAUUGGUAAGAGUUUUAUUGAGAAUAUUAGAAAAGUUUGGGAUCUAAAAUAUGAAAAAUAUGUUCUUUUGCAAGAAUAUCUCCUUUCUGAUGUCCUAGAAUCCAAGUUGAAGGUGAAAAGCGUUGGGAUGGGAAGAACUAUGAUCCAGAAUGAAUUUUCUCGAAAAAAGUUGCUCAUUGUGCUUGAUGAUGUGAAUGAGUUUGGCCAAUUAGAAAACCUAUGCGGGAGGCGUGAAUGGUUCGGUCAAGGAACUGUGAUAAUAAUUACAACUAGAGAUUUUCACUUGCUGAACCAACUCAAAGUUAAUUAUGUAUAUGAAAUGGAUCUUUUGAACGAAAAUGAGUCACUUGAGCUUUUUAGUUCGCUUGCCUUCGGAGAUGCAAAAGCAAAAGAAGACUUCAGUGAGCUUUCAAGAAACGUUGUUGCUUAUUGUGGAGGACUACCUCUGGCUCUUGAAGUGCUUGGUGCUUAUUUAUUUGACCAGACGUCAAAGAGAGUGUGGGAAGGAGUAUUGUCGAUACUAGAAAAAAUUCCCAAUAAGGAGGUUCAGCGGAAAUUAAGAAUAAGCUUUGAUAGUUUAAGCAAUGACAUGGAGAAGGAUAUAUUACUUGAUGUAUGUUGUUUCUUUAUAGGUAAAGACAGAGGUUAUGUCACAGAAAUACUAAAUGGUUGUGAACUAUGUGCUGAUGUUGGAAUACCGGUUCUCAUAGAACGUAGCCUCAUAAAAGUAGAAAAAAACAACAAACUUGGAAUGCAUCCUUUACUACAAGAAAUGGGAAGAGAGAUCAUUCGUGAAAACUCAAGAAAGGACCCCGGGAAGCACAGUCGACUGUGGUCUCAAAAGGAAGUAGUUGAAGUAUUGACAAAGAAUACUGGGACUGAAGCUAUUGAGGGAUUGGUUUUGAAAAUGGAUUUAACCAGCAGAGAUUGCUUCAAAACCGACUCUUUCAAGAAAAUGGAGAGAUUGAGACUCUUGCAACUCCAUCAUGUACAACUUGAUGGAAAUUAUGCGUACCUUUCUAAGCAACUGAAAUGGAUCUCUUGGCACGGCUUUCCUUCAAAUUCUCUGCCAAACAGCUUUUGUAUGAAUGAUGUAAUUGCUAUUGAUUUAAAGUACAGUCAUCUUCGAUUCGUCUGGAAACAAUCCCAGGAUUUGAAGUGGCUAAAAUUCCUUAAUCUCAGUCACUCCAUGUACUUGAGAGAAACCCCUGACUUUUCUAGACUACCAAGUCUUGAGCAGCUCAUUCUCAAAGAUUGUCCAAGUUUAUUAGGGAUACACAAAUCCAUUGGUGAUCUCUGUAAUAUUUUAUUGAUAAAUUUGAAGGAUUGUACAAGCCUAAGCAAUCUCCCCAAAGAGAUAUACAAGUUGAAAUCUGUGAAAACAUUCAUCCUUUCUGGUUGUUCAAAGAUUGACAAAUUGGAAGAAGAUAUAGCACAGAUGGAAUCCUUGACAACUCUAAUUGCUGAUAAUACUGCUGUGAAACAGGUCCCCGUUUCAAUAGUAACCUCGAAAAGCAUUGGAUAUAUAUCCUUAUGCGGAUUUGAAGGACUGGCACGAAAUGUUUUUCCUUCUAUAAUCCUGUCUUGGAUGUCACCAACAAUGAAUCCCCUGUUAUUUAUGCGUCCGUUUUCUGGCACAUCAUGUUCUCUGGUUUCAAUGAAUACACAGGAUAAUACUUUGAGUGAACUUGCACCAAUGCUUAGAAGCCUUCCAAAUCUUCGAAGUGUUUUGCUGCGAUAUGAGACAGAGUCUCAACUAUCUAAAGAUGUAGAAACCUUUCUGGUUGAACGUGCUGUAAAUGUUGCAGAAUUAGGAAUUUCAAGGCAUCACUUGAGGUCAUCUUUGAUUGGAGUUGGAAGUUACAAAGCAUUCUUUGAAAUUCUCAACGAUAGAAUAUCUAAGGGAUUGGUAACCAAUGAGGCUUCUGAAGUUUCACUCCCAAUUGACAAUAAACCUUAUUGGUUGGCCCAUAUAGGUGAGGGACAGUCAGUGUUUUUCACUGUACCGGAGGACUGUGGCAUGAAGGGAAUGACUUUGUGUAUUGUUUAUUUAUCAAACCCCGAAAUCAAGCCCACCGAAUGUCUUACUAGUGUCUUAAUAGCUAAUUACACAAAGCGCAGCCUGCAGAUACACAGGCAAGAAACAGUGAUUUCAUUUAAUGAUGAAGAUUGGCAGGAGAUAAUAUCACAUUUGGCAGGUGGAGACAAGGUGGAGAUUUUUGUGACUUUUGGUCAUGACUUGGUGGUCAAGAAAACGGCUGUCUAUCUUAUGUAUGGUGAAUCGAAAGAUAUAGAAAUUGAGCUGACGAAUUGUGAAUCGAAUGGUGUAGAAAUUGAGCCGCCGCAUUGUGAAUCAAUAGUUUCGAAAAUGAGGCAAUAUGUAUACCAAAUGAUAUUGAAAGUAUGCUGAUCCAUUGUGAAGCAAAUGAUAUCAAAAUUGCGGCUAUGAAUUCUGAAUCAAAUGUCUUGGAAAUGAAGUCUGAUCCUAAGCCAAACGGAAAUGGCUGCAUUAGAUUCUUCAAGAAAUUUGCACUGUGUGACUGGUAAGUCAUAUUCAUAUCCCUUUUAUGGGAACAAUUCAGAAUCCCUUGUGCUCUGGAAUUAAAUCGUAGUGUCCUUGAUUGUAUUCAAAUUCUUUGGAUUUUGAGUACCUUAUAGUGGGAAAAUUCAUGUUUAUUUUCCCCUGUUUCUCACUCUAACAGUUAUGCCUCUUUGGUUGUCCUGGAUUUUUUUUGUUGUAUUUUCCUUUUAGUAGUUAUUUAUGAAUUGAUGUCCAUGUUUUUCCUUC
Molecule: messenger RNA, 3698 nt
Organism: Vigna radiata var. radiata (mung bean)
Lineage: Eukaryota; Viridiplantae; Streptophyta; Magnoliopsida; Fabales; Fabaceae
Product: protein SUPPRESSOR OF npr1-1, CONSTITUTIVE 1-like
Exons: 5
Coding region: 153-3320 (1055 amino acids)
Biological process (GO): defense response; signal transduction
Molecular function (GO): ADP binding
Source: RefSeq, a predicted model, not a curated record